Aspergillus heteromorphus CBS 117.55 is the source of this 938-nucleotide messenger RNA. RefSeq lists its product as uncharacterized. The record is from RefSeq and is a predicted model, not a curated record. The coding region runs from base 33 to 938 and encodes 301 amino acids. NCBI's taxonomy places the organism in Eukaryota, Fungi, Ascomycota, Eurotiomycetes, Eurotiales, Aspergillaceae. The transcript is spliced from 2 exons.
CUCCAUAAUCCCACUCAUCCAAACAGCCCAUCAUGAUGUCCUGUGCUACUGAGCCUAAGCAGAUCCUGAAAAGAGAGAUCUCCCUGCGAGAGUGGGAACACAUCCAAGAAUGGGCUCCUGAGACUCUGAAACACUACACUCUCCCCAAGUCCGUCGUUCUUCAGAUGAACUUCCCCCCGGUCCAGCACCAAACCGUGGCCAGCCCACCCCAAGACCAGAGCCCCCGUCGCUUCAAGCCUCGUACAUCGUCCCUCUUCGAAGAAUGGAAGUCGCAGGCCAACCAGGGCGACGACACAAACGGCACUCCCAUCGCUCCAGCCCGCAAGGAAAACAAGGCUGACAAGACUGACAAGACGGCCCCUCCUGUUGCGGAUGUCAAAGUUACCGACAAGCAGUCUGGUGAUGCUCGACCUCCAUCGGCUGGAGUGGACUCAAAGCGUCAUUCGCAGGACUCUAUCAGGAGCAAGGUUUCGAACAACAGCCACUAUGCGAAGCCGACCGUGGCUGCGAGCAAUCGGUCUAACAAUGUGUCUGUGUCUGCUGCCAAGGUGAUUCCUGGUAACAAAGCGACGCCUGCUACCAAAGUGACGUCUGCUAUCAAAGAGCUGCCUGCUACUAAAGCGGUGCCUGAUACCAAAGCGGUGCCUGAUACCAAAGCGGUGCCUGCUAGCAAAGCGGUGCCUGCUGUUAAAGUGACACCUCGAGCACUGGAGCAGCAUAACAAGAGUAGAUCUCCGGAGGCCCAGCACAGAUCCCGUUCCGAUACUGUCUAUGUGACUCCGACUGGCGUUCGCUUCCGGGCAAAUGAGCUAGCCAGGUGGUCUGGUGGAAUGAAGAACCGAGGCAAGGCUACGGUCUACUUCCGUCCGAGCUUCAUUGAAAAUCCGUGGAGCAACAUGAAGCCUAUUCUGACUUCGUUCCUUGAUCGCUACUGGUGA